UUAUAUUAUGAUAUUAACGAUUAUCAAUUUAUUUAAUCUAACGGUUUCCAACUCCCUAGAGAGUGCGUUUCAUGAAUCCGAGCAGAUUUUAGAGCCUGAGUUGGAUCCAGAUUUUGACUGGAUUGUCGAGGCAAAGAAGAGAAAAGUUGAGGCUCUGGAGGACAACAAGAUCAGAUUCGACAGGUUAAAGCAGGAAGGAAGUUUACUUGCUGAGCAGGGACGGUUCUGGGAAGCUAUAUCCAGGUGGGACGAAGCGUUGCAGAUUAAUUCUGAAGAUGCUCCGCUCCUGGAGAUGAAAGCUCAAGCUUUAAUACAGGUUCAUGAGUGGAUUCCUGCAAUAGAAUUCGCGGAGAAAACUGUGGCUGCAGAGAGAACCUGGUGGGUUGGAUACCAGACUCUAGGUAGAGCUCAACUAGGACUCGGAGAAGUUCGUCUAGCUCUCCGUAACUUCAAGAUUGCUCUGCACUUGAACCCGGAGGAGACAGAGCUCUGGGAAGAGGAUAUAGCUUGGGCAAACCAUCUCAUUGCUAAGUCCCUGGAGAAACGUGACCCUGAAGAGGAAACUCCGGAACGGAUUAAACCUGACUCCGUACCCCGGGUUCAACUAAGAACAGCUCUACAACAUGACGGAUACUCUAGUUGUCUGUUUUCAGCCCCUCGCGUGAUUCCUCCUCAGAACAUAGUACUGCGCCUGAACACUAGACAGCUGUACGGGUGCAGGUACAGGAGAAGGGAGAUGAGUACGGGACGAGGAUUUUAUACAAAUGUUUAUCCCAACUUUACUCUGGUUAAUGUGGAAAAACCUCCUUGCUUCCUCAGGAAAUUUACUCCGGACGGAAAGAAGUUUAUUGCAUUCAGUGCUGAUCAGACCUCUUUGGAAGUUUAUGCUUUCCAAGGACCUGGAGCUGCAUCCGACCUUCUUCAAGGUCUAGACGGAGAAUAUUUAACUAAUGAACAAACCACUCAGAAUAACAGGAUACGAAACUGUGUUUUCAACCGGUUUUUUAAACUGCUCUACACUGUAUCUGUAUCCCCCUGUAACGAACAGUUGAACCGGGAGUGUUCUCUCUUCUCCGAGGACGGACGGUUCGUGAUCAUAGGUUCCGCGGCCUUUAUCCCAGAGGAUCCUCAUCCUCCAUUCUUCUCUAUGUAUCAGAACAAUGAAUCUGUGAGUCCGAAUCCUAGAAAUCAACUAGAGGAUUAUACACUACACGUAGUGGAUAUAGAACAGGGGAGACUAGCAGAUAAAACUACAUUCAAAACUGAUAAAAUAGUGCUUUCUCACAAUCAAGGAAUCUAUCUGUACAAGAAAACUCUGUCUGUGUUAUCUAUCCAGCAUCAGACGAUACAUAUCUUCCAACUGGAGCAGGACGGAACCCUCAUCAAGGUUCGGGAGAUAGGUCGACACUGCUACGACGAUGAUGAGAUGAUACUCGCAGGACAACUGACCGGAGAUGUACAGUCCAGCCUGCCGGGCAGAGCAGUUUAUCGACCCUUCAAGGAGACAACCAUCAACUCCUUGAAGCAUAGGAUACUUGUAUUCCUGUACAGGAGAGCUGCUUCUCUCUCAAACAUUGAUGAAAAUCCAUUCGAGAUCAGAAACUUUUAUAAAUACUUUGAACAGAUUCGUUGGUUGCGUAUGUGGAAGAUGCAGCUGCUGGACGAGGAACAUCUUCUUAUCAAAUACGCAAGCGAGGACGUUGUGACGCUUAGGAGUUAUGAACCAAACUCUCAGCAAUCCUUCUUCGUGGUGUACAACAUCAACUCUACCGAGGUUCUCGCCGUCUACGAGAAUACUUCGGAGAAACUUCUCGAAAUCUUUGAAAAGUUUUGCGACGAUUUUCGAAAUUCAAGUUUAAACAGUGAUUCCCGUUAUACAUCCAGUCCCAGUAAUAAUGUUUUUGCAAACCUUAUUCAGCAGAGAUUCAAGCAGACUAUUAUUAGUGCCAAGAACGGAGGACCAAGUGAAGCCCGUAAGCGUGUUCUUGCUCAACUACCGAUCUCAGCUCAGAGUUACUCACCCUCGCCUCUUCUAGAUCUCAGUCUAUUCUCUUAUGACGAGAAAUGGGUUUCUGUAAUGGAGAGACCCAAGGCUUGUGGAGAGCAUCCUAUUAGGUUCUAUGGACGUGAGUCCGGUUUACUCAAGUUUAAAAUCUAUGCUGGAGUUCAAGGCAGAAACCCACCACCUCAGGCUCGGCGACUUGUUGCCUUCACUUUCCAUCCGACAGAUCCUUUUGCAAUCAGUGUUCAGAGAACCAACCUGGAGUACGUAGUCAACUUUCAUGUUCCUCACAUCUAGGGGUUCAUGGAGAUAUUCAACAUCAUCCAGAACUUGAUCUGAAGAAACUAGUUUUGGAACGUGAUGUAUGUGUAUUCCUAGACACGCGGCUGUGUUUCAAACCCGUCCUAUCUGGAAAAAACUCAUUCUAGAAACACAACAGUUAUCAUAAAUGUUUUGCACAAAUAUAAUUGAAAUAACUCUUAACUAUCGUUUUGAAAUAAAAGCUAAUCUUUCUUAUCUGAUCUGCAGAGAGGAAGUAAAAUUUUUGUUCUUCAUGUACUGCUCCUCAUCCCGUUUUAAGUGUUUAUAUUGCAGA
Messenger RNA from Eurytemora carolleeae, 2597 nucleotides. RefSeq names its product DET1 homolog (gene abo). Gene Ontology annotation, biological process: positive regulation of proteasomal ubiquitin-dependent protein catabolic process; protein ubiquitination. Bases 8 to 2299 code for a protein of 763 amino acids. The record is from RefSeq and is a predicted model, not a curated record. Gene Ontology annotation, cellular component: nucleus; cullin-RING ubiquitin ligase complex. NCBI's taxonomy places the organism in Eukaryota, Metazoa, Arthropoda, Copepoda, Calanoida, Temoridae. The transcript is spliced from 17 exons. Gene Ontology annotation, molecular function: ubiquitin-like ligase-substrate adaptor activity; ubiquitin protein ligase binding.